This is a messenger RNA of Diversispora eburnea, 512 nucleotides long. The record is from the annotation of a GenBank genome assembly. NCBI's taxonomy places the organism in Eukaryota, Fungi, Glomeromycota, Glomeromycetes, Diversisporales, Diversisporaceae.
AAGAUAUAGAAAAAAUUAAUGACACGGAAAGUGUAGAGAAUAGAAAAGAUACAAAUGAUUUCGAAGAAUCUGAUAAUAUAAAAAAUGGGGAAGGCUUUGAAUAUCUAAAUGACAUAGAAGAUAAAAAUAUAAAUUUAAUUGAUGUAUUUGAUGCAUAUAAUGAUUUUGGUACUGAAAUUCCUCUUUUAAAUACAUUUAAUGCAAUAACUUGGACUGCAGAAGUGUGGGAUAAUGUAACUGAUGAUAUUAUUUAUCGAAGUUGGGCAAGAACAGCUAAAGAUUAUAUUAAUAUUGAUUCUUGUUUAGAAACAACAGGAAUUCCUAAUGUUGAAGAAGAAAUCAAUGAUGCAAUUUCACCAGUUUCACAUAAAACAGUAUUAGAAAGUAUUGAAAAUAUAUAUAAUUAUUUACAACAACAACGAAAUUUAAAUAUUAAACAUUCAUUUAUAGUAAAUUUAAAAGAUUUACAGCAUCAAAUUCGUCUAAAUCAAAUUUCAUUAUCAAAACAAUGA